AUGUCGCAGCAGCCUCGCAGUCCAUCCCUCGCCUCCUCCAGCACACACUUGCCGCCAGACACUCCCUCGGAGCCUUGCAUCAGCGUCUCCAGCACCAUAUACCCCGCCAGCCGUCGCUCUUUCAGUUCUCAUCAUUCCCCAGGCGGGAGGCUACCCGAGAUGGACCACGAUCGCGAAUCAUUCAUUGACCUCACUUCCCCUACUUUUCCUCCGCAUGCAGAUCAGAACAGUACACCCGAGCACGGCGUCACCCCUGGCUCCCGAGUAUUGGCUUCCCAGGACAGCAACAAGCUCAACACAUCCCCCAGACGGCCUCCUCUUCCACUCAUAACGACGACCACACCAUCCACGAAACCACCACGACCGACCACUCCCAAGCCUGACUUUGGGAGGCGUUCCGCCUCCGCCCAACCUCGCCAUCGUCGUUCAGGCUCCAAUCACGCGAGGUCGCCCGGUGGCGUCGACGAAGCCCCAGCAGACAUGCCGCGCGGUCUCCGCAACAUUCCUUCCACUACCAACUUGUUGCAUCCACAGGAGCGCGCUGAUCGCAUCCGCAAAACGCGCAAGCUCACCCAGCUCUUCGGACAGACGCCUGGCGUUGCACCAGAGCCUAUUGAUGUCGAGCUAGCGAACGGCUGCCUGCCCAUCGCGCCUGCACUCGGCAAACGGAAGCAUAAACCAGCAGCGUCGAUGCUGGACGAUGCUAUUGUGCCGGCCAUGUGGCCACCGGGGGACCAUGGGCAGCAACUGUAUCUCGGUGUGCGUCGUCGUUCGGUUCCGCUGAGCCCGCAGGACUUCUCUUCCAUAAGCGGCCAUUCCAUUCUCACCAUCAGCCAGACACCGCCGCACGUGAUCGAGAUAGGCUCCCAGGAGGGCGUUCCCCAGAGCGAUUGGGUUGGUCAUGGCCGUGCACACGAGGCUCUGCCUUCUGGCUCCCCGACAUCUUUCAUCGACCUGUCAGACGAUGAGGGCGCCCUCGACGGCUUCUCGGAAAUUCUUCCCGCCGAGAGACCUAAAGUCCACCGCCGCCCCCCGCAACCGUUCUCGCCAUCUACCCCCUUACCUGACAAUCUUUCGCCUGAGCAGCAGGCGGAAGAGGAGCGCCGGCGCAAACGCGAGAAGCUGGCCAAGUUGCACCGAUUCCUGGGGUCGCGCGUCCCCGCCCACCUCGUUCUCGGGUCACUCGAAGAGGUCGUUUCACCACUGGACAACAUGCACGAAGAGGACGGAGACACUCGCAAGGCACGCACAAGGCGGAGAAGGAGCAGCUCGGUCGCAGAGUUUGCUGGGACGUGGUCGGAUGAGAUCGACAGGCUCAAGGAGGAUCUGAAUGACCACGAGAAAGCCAUCAAUGUGAGAAGAGCGGUCAAGAUGGAGAAGAUGUUUGGUGUUGCACCGCCUCAGGUACUGUACCACACCCGCCAGGCAGCGCCGACGCCAAGCAGUAGCGCUGUACCCGUCCCCGCGAAGAACUGGCAGACGCCGCGCUCUCCGACAUUACCCCCAUCAAGCCCCACCUCACCAGGUGGCCGCAAUCUUAACCAGUCGGCAUACAAAGGCAAGUCGAAGAAGGGCAGUCGUCCCGGGACGGCCGAGUCCACGCAGCCGCUGCUGCCGCCGAACCACGGGGCCGACGACUGGAGCCUUGCUCCUGCGCCAGCCAUGUCAGAUGUAUACCUGCACUACCGCCAUUCGCUAAAUUCUCUCAACGAUAUCAUCGACCGAGACGACAAGCAGUCCCUUGCCGAGCUGCACGAUUAUCUAAGCGGGAACCUGCAGGAUGUGCCGGAGCAGUCCUCGGCAGACGACACGGCCAGCGUCAUCACGACGUCGACAAAGCCCGAACGCAGACGCUCGCUUCCUUCGCGCACUUCGAUGGGCUCCGUCUCGUCCGACUUUAGCUUACUCGCUUCCCCACCGGCGGAGGAGACAACUUUCCAGGUGCGCCGCAAGCGCGCAGCGAAGCUCACUCAUUUCUUUGGGGUGAACUACCGCGAUCUCAUGGGCGAGAUUCUGGAUAGUAUCGAAAAGGGUCUUGAGGAAGAACGUGGCAAGGGCACCUUGAAGCCGGACGAAGUCCAGGAUUUGCUGCAGAAACUGGUGAAGCUCAAGACCAAGCGCAACAACCUCUCAUGA
Molecule: messenger RNA, 2136 nt
Organism: Laetiporus sulphureus 93-53
Lineage: Eukaryota; Fungi; Basidiomycota; Agaricomycetes; Polyporales; Laetiporaceae
Exons: 5
Coding region: 1-2136 (711 amino acids)
Source: RefSeq, a predicted model, not a curated record